Molecule: messenger RNA, 1687 nt
Organism: Chiloscyllium plagiosum (whitespotted bambooshark)
Lineage: Eukaryota; Metazoa; Chordata; Chondrichthyes; Orectolobiformes; Hemiscylliidae
Gene: sptssb
Product: serine palmitoyltransferase, small subunit B
Biological process (GO): endoplasmic reticulum organization; ceramide biosynthetic process
Cellular component (GO): serine palmitoyltransferase complex
Molecular function (GO): serine C-palmitoyltransferase activity
Source: RefSeq, a predicted model, not a curated record
UCACAGUAGUAAAUGGGGGCAGGUGUGUCAAAUUCAACUGCUGAGUACUUGCAGGAUUUAUUUCACUUUAGAUGAAUUACAGAUAGUUGUGACUCUUCUCCCACAGAAGCAGCAACAGUUUUAUUAAAUAUCCUACAUUUUGGAAAGCCGUGGGAGAAAACAGCUUACAGACUGUUGCAGUGUUUUAUGACUGGCUUCAAGCAAAUUAAAAACUGUAGACCUCAUUCAGUUUUCAGAUGAUACAAAGCUGGAUGGAAGACUAUGCUUGGAGCAACAUGCAGAGAAGCUUCAGUGUGUUAAGUUAACUCUGCUUUUCACUUAGAGCGAGAGAAAUGGAUGUGAAAGGUGUGAAGGAAACCCUAUCCUGGCUAUAUUACCAAUACCUGCUUGUUACGUGCAGUUAUGUGCUGGAGCCCUGGGAACAAACCGUUUUCAAUUCUGUUUUGUUCAUCAUUGUGGCUAUGGUUUUAUAUACAGCCUACGUCUUCAUUCCAAUUCACAUUCGUCUGGCGCUGGAGUUCUUUUCUGGCCUAGGAGCAGGCCAACCUGAAAGCACAGUUGCCAUCAUGACUUAACCCAAACUAAUUUGAAACUUAAGACAUUUUUAAAUGAGAAAAAUCUGUGAAUCUAAGGACCCAGUGAAAACUUUGGUUCUUCAACUUACUUUGUGGCUGCAGUCUUAUUUCUUAUGCACCUCAAUCAUCUUGUGAUCCAAAUAAAGUGGUAAAUGGCAUUAUAUAUAAAAAGAGAAAGCAUGCGGUAGUUAAAGUUAGGAAUUCACUGACAUCAACCGAUAGAAAUUUCAAUUCAAUGAAACUAACUAUAAAAACAGCAACUGGAAGCAAUAGCCAUGGGGGUCAAAUAUUUACUCCUCCAAUCAUGUAUUUGUCUAAAUCCAAUGCCAUCAUAGUUCACAUUCGCAAUCUUCUCUAUUGUUUAACAUAGACCUUUCAUUUUAAUGCUAGUUUAAUUCUAGUUUUUAUAUAAAGAAAAUUUAAUUUUCUAGGACAUAUUUGUGUAAGUGGCUCAUCACUUUGACUUUGCCUCAAAAACAGCAAAUCUUAAAAUUCAAACAAGUGUCAAUUUAUGAGACAAUUCCAACACACAAAGUUUUAUAACAUAAAAAGUGACAGCUGGGUGCUAAAGCAAAGCUCUGCUUGGUGUUAAAUUUAAGGGCUGCUCUAUAAUGUUCAUAGUUACACAUAAGGAAGAGUUAUUCAUAUUUAUAAUCUAUAAAGGAACCAUUUUCUUGCAAUUGAAUUGAUCCAGUGCUAGGCUGUUUACAAAGAAACUUGAAGCCAUUUCAAAAAGUUCUUAUUUUGCAGCAAUGCAUGAAAUGUGCUUUCACAUACUAUAUUAGAUAACACUAUAUUCACGUUAUAGUAAAUGCCAAUGAUGCAGUUGGACAAGGAUGUUGUAAAUGGAUACUUUACUAAUAAACCACGAAGCAGCAUGUCAUGCAUCUAAAGUCUCUUUAAAGUAUUAUACUAUUGUUUUUACGAUUGGUAAUAAUUACUUAAAUCAGAUUCUGUGGAAUAUUUGUUCCAAAGGCUAUGUGCCUAUUGUUCAGAAAAAGACAUUAUAAAAUGAACAUUAACUUUUCGCCUGUUCUAUAAUUCAGGAAAAUUAAUGGUUGUACAUGAUUUUUCAAUAAAGUUUGAUUAAAAUAUCAAUCUUAUACUGUCAA